Physeter macrocephalus (sperm whale) is the source of this 3051-nucleotide messenger RNA. RefSeq names its product PBX/knotted 1 homeobox 1 (gene PKNOX1). Gene Ontology annotation, biological process: angiogenesis; regulation of transcription by RNA polymerase II. The transcript is spliced from 11 exons. Lineage: Eukaryota; Metazoa; Chordata; Mammalia; Artiodactyla; Physeteridae. Gene Ontology annotation, molecular function: RNA polymerase II cis-regulatory region sequence-specific DNA binding. The record is from RefSeq and is a predicted model, not a curated record. The coding region runs from base 1294 to 2601 and encodes 435 amino acids.
AGGAUAGAUUUGCCAUUCGUUAAGGGGGUUGAAAUUAAUUUUGAUCCCAAGACUUAGUUUUUAAUAGAAACUACUGGUUUUUCCUUAAGAAGGGAGUGCUUUCUCCUUUAUGGUAAAUGAAACCCUCAGCUUUCGUUGGAUAUACUUGUAUGAUUUUUCCUGACAUACUGAAAAUGGAUUUAUGUAUUUCUAUAAUACAUAAUUUUAUAUAAUGUAUUUUGAAUAUUGUAUGGAAGAAUCGAAGUGAAAUGUAAAAAUUUUGCCAGUACAGUUAUUGGUGAUACUCUCAAAUCUAGUUGUACAUGCAUUGGGAAGAUGGCUCACUGACUCAAAUCUGCCUUGCAUCAUUUUUUUUCUUAAUUUACCGAGCGUGGAGAGUGGUAUGUAGAUCGUUUAGUUACAGUAUUUGGUUGAAUCAGCGAUGCACGGUUAUGUGAUAUUGACCAACACGGGGCUGUCGGAAGGCAGCAGUGGAAGGGCCCUUCCUGCUUCAGAGAUUUACAAGUGGGACUUGAAAUAUGGUAGGUGAGGUAUGACUCGGAAGAUUAACGUUCUAUGCUGAGGAUUUAAGUGUCAGCACUAAUGGAACUGGGUGUAAAGACAGCUGUCCUCUAGUGUACUACAUUUACAUUUCCGUAUCAGUGUGUUGCAACUUUAGGAAAGUAUUAGGAUUAGUGGAAGGUAACAUUCUGGUUAUAACUUUCGCUUUUGUUUCAAACUAAUUGAAACUGUUUAGAAGAAAACCUUGAAAUUUCUGGACUGAUGCAAAUCAUGCGCCCCAGGGGACCUUUCCCUGUGCUCUGCUGGCCUCCAGACUCCUCCUCUCCUCCUCCUACAAACGGUUUAGAAAAAAUAAGAUGGGAUCAAGAAGAGAACCUAUGAUACUGAAAUACAGUUAUCAAAAUAUUGAACCAAACUGGUGAUAAAUUUCUUUACAUGCUUUUUAUUAGCUCACUUAGUAACAGAUUGGACACUGGCUCUAAUAAUUUCUUUUUGAGUGUAUGAUGCUAAUGCUUUGUGAAAAUACCUGUGGUUUCUGUUGGUGAAGAAGUCACAGGUGCUCUUCAGGAUUUCAUGUCUACCGGUGGAAUUGAAUGAGUGUUAAAUUUCAGCCAGAUGUUAUUGCAAGUAAAGAUGUGAUUUUUUUUUCUCAUUCAGGUUCACAGAGACCAAGUUAAGAACCUCUGCACUGGAAGGCUGUUUACUCUCAGCCCAUCCCUUAGUAGGAAUAUACACGGUUUGCUUCUGACUCAAGAUGGUUGACGUUUUAUAAAGAACUCACCACUCACCGUGAUGGCUACACAGAUGCUGAGCAUAGACAGCUAUCAAGACGGGCAACAGAUGCAAGUAGUAACAGAGUUAAAAACGGAGCAAGACCCCACCUGCUCUGAACCAGAUGUGGAAGGAGUGAGCCCUCCCCCUGUGGGGUCCCAGACCCCGAUGGACGCAGACAAGCAGGCCAUUUAUAGGCAUCCACUGUUUCCAUUAUUAGCUUUGUUGUUUGAAAAAUGUGAACAAUCUACACAGGGCUCGGAAGGCACAACUUCUGCCAGUUUUGAUGUGGACAUUGAGAACUUUGUAAGGAAGCAAGAGAAGGAAGGAAAGCCCUUCUUUUGUGAAGAUCCAGAAACGGACAAUUUAAUGGUAAAAGCAAUCCAGGUUCUGCGUAUUCAUCUUCUUGAGCUGGAAAAGGUUAAUGAACUCUGCAAAGAUUUCUGCAGUCGCUAUAUUGCUUGUCUAAAAACGAAAAUGAACAGUGAAACUCUCCUGAGUGGGGAACCUGGCAGCCCGUACUCCCCUGUCCAGUCCCAGCAGAUUCAAAGCGCCAUCACAGGCACUCUCAGCCCCCAAGGGAUCGUGGUGCCAGCAUCCGCUCUGCAACAGGGGAAUGUCACCAUGGCAACAGUGGCAGGGGGCGCCGUCUACCAGCCCGUCACAGUCGUCACCCCCCAGGGCCAGGUAGUGACACAGGCGCUGUCGCCCGGCACGAUCCGGAUCCAGAACUCCCAGCUUCAGUUACAGUUAAACCAGGAUCUCAGCAUCUUGCAUCAAGAUGACGGCUCAUCUAAGAACAAGAGGGGGGUCCUGCCGAAGCACGCCACCAAUGUGAUGAGGUCCUGGCUCUUCCAGCACAUCGGGCAUCCCUACCCGACAGAAGAUGAGAAAAAACAGAUUGCUGCUCAGACAAAUUUGACACUACUCCAAGUUAACAACUGGUUCAUCAAUGCGAGAAGACGAAUCCUGCAGCCGAUGUUGGAUUCUAGUUGCUCAGAAACUCCAAAAACAAAGAAGAAAACUGCUCAGAACAGACCCGUCCAGAGGUUUUGGCCCGAUUCCAUCGCCUCAGGAGCCGCACAGCCAGCCGCCAGCGAGCUGACCGUGUCCGAAGGAGCCGUCGUGACCAUCACCGCGCCCGUGAGCAUGAACGUGGACAGCCUGCAGUCCCUGUCGUCGGACGGGGCCACGCUGGCGGUACAGCAGGUGAUGAUGGCCGAGCAGAGCGAGGACGACUCGGUGGACAGCACGGGGGACGGCGGGGCGGCGCUGGCGCCCGGCCCCCUGCGCGGGCUGGUGCUGGAGAGCAGCGACUCCCUGCAGUAGGGCCGCCCGCCCCGCGCUUUAUAGUUGGCGCAGCAAACAUUUUACACAGUUUCAUUUCUAAUAUGUUUUAUAUGUAGGCAUAGAAGAGUGCACUUUUGUAUUUCCUAGUAAGCUUCCAGGGCGUCUUUGCUGGUGCAGCGACUUCUUUCAAGGUGUGUGUGUGCGUGUGUGUGCGCGCGUGUGUUUUUAAGGAAAUUCUUUCAAGGUUUAACGCUAAAAGUAUGUUGAAUGACAGAUCCUCUCCCCCGCCCCCCGAACCCCUGACUGAUUAAGGAAUAGUGCUGCCGUUUUCUAAAAAAUUAUGCAGUUUAAAUUUAGUUCUGUGGUGAAAGCAGGUCUCAGUGGGCUGCUUUAUUUGUGGAGCCCGUGGAUUAGGAAGAAGCUUCUGCCCCUGAAAACUGCCAGUGCGAGGCGGAUGGCAACACACAGCAAUAAACCGCGUGUGACCUG